UAGAAACCCGAAGACCCGAAAACCCGAAAACCGAUUCAGAAUCAUGAAGGCCCUCACAGCCACCGCGGCGGAGAUCUUGAAGACUCCGACCUUCAUCAAAAUCACGGCUGUUGUCAUCGCCUCCCUCACCCUCUUCGUCCUCGCCAACCACUACUCUGCCUCCUACUCUCCCCUCUCCUUCUCCUCCUCCUCCUCAACCGCCGGCGGCACUCACACUUUGGCAUCUCCGCCGCCGGAAUCCAAUCCACCACCACCACCUCCUCCCGCUGUACCUCCACCACCGCCGCCGGAGGUGGAGAGGAUGGGGAUAGUGGACGAGAACGGCGCGAUGUCGGAGGAGUUCAAGGUGGGCGAGUUCGACGCCAGCCUGGCGGAGCAGCUGAGAAAUGCGAGCGGUGGAGUGAGGGACGGUGGCGGGGGCGGCAAUGGCGGUGGCGGUAGGUUCAAGGUUGAGAAGUAUGGAGUGUGUGAUCAGAAAUUGACUGAUUAUAUACCGUGUUUGGAUAAUGUGGAGGAGAUUCAGAAGCUGAGUUCAACUGAGAGAGGUGAAAAGUUCGAAAGGCAUUGUCCUGGAGACGGCAAGAGGUUGAGUUGCUUGGUGCCGAGGCCGAAAGGGUAUCAGAUUCGAAUUCCCUGGCCUCAGAGCAGAGAUCAGGUGUGGUUCAGUAAUGUGCCCCAUACAAGACUUGUUGAAGAUAAAGGUGGUCAGAAUUGGAUAGCGAUAAAGGGGGAUAAGUUUGUGUUUCCUGGAGGUGGAACGCAGUUUAUUCAUGGGGCAGAUGAGUACUUGGAUCAGAUAUCUCAGAUGGUUCCUGAAAUAGCUUUUGGACGCAAGACUCGAGUAGCCUUAGACGUUGGUUGUGGAGUAGCGAGUUUUGGUGCCUUUUUGAUGCAACGUAAUGUGACCACUCUGUCAGUAGCGCCGAAAGAUGUCCAUGAGAACCAGAUCCAGUUUGCUCUGGAGCGUGGUGUGCCUGCUAUGGUGGCAGUGUUUGCUACUCACCGCUUGUUAUAUCCAAGCCAGGCUUUUGACUUGAUCCACUGUUCAAGAUGUAGGAUUAAUUGGACUCGCGAUGAUGGAAUUUGGCUUCUUGAGGUUGACAGGUUGCUGAGAGCAGGAGGUCAUUUUGUUUGGGCAGCGCAGCCUGUUUACAAACAUGAAGUAGCCCUACAAGAACAAUGGAAAGAAAUGGAGGACCUGACUGCCCGCAUUUGUUGGGAACUUAUAAAGAAGGAAGGGAUGAUUGCCAUAUGGAGGAAACCUCUAAACAACAGCUGCUAUCUUGGUCGUGAUGCUGGUGUGCAGCCUCCAUUAUGUGAUUCCAAUGAUGAUCCAGACAAUGUUUGGUACGUUGGUUUGAAGGCAUGCAUUACUCAAUUACCAGAGAAUGGUUAUGGAGCAAAUGUUCCUAUGUGGCCUGCACGGCUUCAGGAUGCACCAGACAGACUCCAGAGCAUAAAAUUGGAUGCCUACAUAUCUAGAAAAGAAAUCUUCAGGGCAGAGGCAAAGUACUGGGAUGAAAUAUUAAGCGGUUAUAUUGGUGCUUACCAUUGGAAAGAGUUAAACUUUAGAAACAUAAUGGACAUGAGGGCUGGAUAUGGAGGGUUUGCAGCAGCGUUGCAUGACCAUGGGCUAGAUUGUUGGGUUAUGAAUGUUGUACCCGUAUCUGGCUUCAACACAUUACCUGUAAUUUAUGACCGCGGACUUGUUGGAGUUAUGCAUGACUGGUGUGAGCCAUUUGACACUUACCCGAGAACAUACGACUUAUUGCAUGCAGCAGGUCUCUUUUCUAUCGAGCAAAAGAGGUGUAAUCUCUCAACCAUCAUUCUUGAAAUGGACCGAAUGUUGAGGCCUGGAGGACGCGUUUAUAUACGCGACUCUGUUUCUGUUAUUGGUGAGCUUCAAGAACUUGCAAGUGCAGUUGGUUGGGUGCCUGCACUACACGAUACAGGAGAAGGGCCCCAUGCUAGCUGGAAGAUCUUGAUGGGCGACAAGCGUUUGUGACAAUAUGAUCAAGUGCAAAGAAACUAAGGUCAUCUGCAGAGCGGGUCGAAGUCUCACCGCAAGAAAGAAGCCACUGCAACCAUCUUAUUGCACACGUAUGUUGUAAAAUCAUCUGAAAAUCAGCUUGCACAAUCACGUUUGUUGUUUUUUUGAAAGGAAGAAUACAGAAUGCACAGAAUUAGGCAGUCAAAGACUCAGUUGUGCAUAAAAAUGAUCUGUAAUACGAUGAUAUUGUACGUCUUAUUUCACAACACCUCCUUUUUAUAAAGAGUAAAAGUCGAGUCACAUUA
Molecule: messenger RNA, 2295 nt
Organism: Argentina anserina (silverweed cinquefoil)
Lineage: Eukaryota; Viridiplantae; Streptophyta; Magnoliopsida; Rosales; Rosaceae
Product: probable methyltransferase PMT10
Exons: 9
Coding region: 44-2005 (653 amino acids)
Cellular component (GO): cytoplasm; endosome; trans-Golgi network
Molecular function (GO): methyltransferase activity
Source: RefSeq, a predicted model, not a curated record